Molecule: messenger RNA, 2273 nt
Organism: Thalassophryne amazonica
Lineage: Eukaryota; Metazoa; Chordata; Actinopteri; Batrachoidiformes; Batrachoididae
Gene: tmem62
Product: transmembrane protein 62
Exons: 14
Coding region: 77-2050 (657 amino acids)
Molecular function (GO): hydrolase activity
Source: RefSeq, a predicted model, not a curated record
CUACCUCCUCCUCCUCCCCGCCUCCUCUUCCCCUGAAGCAGCCAGCUGAGCCACGAAAGAAGCUCAUCGCGUCUCCAUGCAUCUCCUCCGGCCGAGAUGGAGGCGACAGCUACGGAGGAUGCUGAAGCUGUUCGGUGCCCUGGUUGUCCUCGGUCUGGUCCUGGCCCUUUUCAACUCCUGGCUGCUGGACACCUAUAACACGGCUUGGCAUCCGAAGCGAAGUGUUCAGCGCCUCAGUGCCGCUGGUGGAGGCGGAUCGAAGGGGAACACUCCGCCGUUUCCCGGCGACCAGAUGGACAAUUUAUUCUGGUUUAUCCAGGUGACUGACCUCCACAUUAGUCGAUUUCAUGACCCAAGACGGGUUCCAGAUUUUGAGAAGUUCUGCACUAACACCAUUGAAGUGAUCAGACCAGUUCUAGUGCUUGCAACAGGAGAUCUUACAGAUGCCAAAACGGAGAACAAGGUGGGUUCUCUCCAGUACGAGGUGGAGUGGCAGGCCUACUACAAUGUCUUGAAGAGGUCACGUGUGAUGGAGCGAACUAAGUGGAUUGACAUCCGUGGAAAUCAUGAUGCAUUCAACAUAAUUUCACUGGAUAGUGUCAACAAUUAUUUCCGGAAGUAUUCUGCCCAUCAGAAAAUAGGCUCUUUUCACUAUGUUCACAAAACUCCCUUUGGCAACUACUCCUUCAUUUGUGCAGAUGCCACUCUGACACCUGGACCCAAGAGGCCCUACAAUUUCUUUGGAAUUUUGAAUCAGACUGAAAUGGACUUGUUGGCCAGAUUUAGAGCUGAAAGUCUGACCAGCAACCACUCGAUUUGGUUUGGCCACUACACCACUUCCACUGUCGUCUCGCCCCCUCCAGGAAUUCGGCAGCUAAUAAGCCCUGCAGUUGUGUAUUUAUGUGGACACUUACACACACUGGGUGGUCUGAUGCCCAUCCUCCACAGCCGACAUCCCCGAGGCACCCUGGAGCUGGAGCUGGGUGACUGGAUGGAGAACCGUAGGUACAGAGUUCUGGCCAUUGAUCACGACCUCUUGAGUUUUUCUGACCUGAGGCUCGAGCAGUGGCCUGCAGUGCUCAUCACCAACCCCAAGGAUGCACUGUACCUGCACCCCGGAGUGGAACCUCUGGGUCGAAUACGAAGAUCAACACACAUUAGGAUCUUGGCUUUCUCAGAGGGCCCAAUCACAGUGGUGCACGUGAGCAUAGAUGGGGAACUUUUGGGGAACGGUCGUCCUGCUGGUGGCCCGCUUUUUGUGCUGCUGUGGGACCCAUCACUCUACCUCACUGGACUGCACACAAUCAGAGUUAAAGUGGAGGACUCGACAGGCCGGUCAACUGUACGCGAGCAGCACUUUACUCUGGAGGAAACUGCCACUCCCAGCUUUGGUUUUGUGCAGUCCUUCAUCCUCCUGACAGACCACUACGUGCUGGCCCGACUGGCCUUUAUAUGUCUGAUCCUGCUGAAUGUUGGCAUGCUGCUGGCCUUCAGAUUUUUGAGCAUUCCCUCCAGCAGAGGAUUGGUCUCCCAAGCAUGUCAGUCACUUCACCGCGUCAGUAAAGUAGACAUGUUCUACUACUCUCUGCUGAUGUUCAACCUGUACACAGCCUUAGGGCCCUGGUUCAUUGGGGAGCUGAUCGAUGGCCAUAUCGGUGCCUGUUUUGCCUUUGGAGUCCUCAUCGAUGGACAUUUAUUGGAGGGGAGCCUCACUUAUGCGGUGGGAGUCAUUCAGAUGGUGUUCUUCAACAUGCCCCUAACCUGUUACCUCUGCUGGAGCUUUCACCAUCGUUGCUGUGGCAACACCUUCCGCUCCCACUUCGUGCGGUCGAGCUGCCGCUGGUGGACUCUGUUGAUUCACCUCCUCAUGCUGAUGCUGCUCUUCUGGCAGGCCCACUCCUGCUACUUUCUCCUGGAGACCUACGGCUGCGUGUCCUUUCUCCUGUCUCCUGUUCGCACAUGGGCACUGGGGCUCAGCCUGCUAUUGGCUUACCACGCCUGGACAGGCCCCGCCUACUUCGUACAUGACAACGGCAAGAACACCUCUUGACAGUAACUGAAUGGCGCCACCACCAGGUUCUUUGUGACUGAUAGAUUUUGCCGUCUUUAUCUCCCCUCACAGCAGCCUCUCUCCUCUUCUCCAAGCGCAUUCCACUCGCUGUACGGCUUCAACAUAGUAUGGUUUAAUAUGCAUGUUAUUGGUGAGCACAUCUGUUCGUGCUGGUAGCAACAUGUACAGUGUAAGUGGGCACAGUGACGGUUGUAUCGACCAU